This is a messenger RNA of Saprolegnia diclina VS20, 641 nucleotides long. RefSeq lists its product as hypothetical. Lineage: Eukaryota; Oomycota; Saprolegniomycetes; Saprolegniales; Saprolegniaceae. The record is from RefSeq and is a predicted model, not a curated record. The transcript has a single exon. Bases 1 to 585 code for a protein of 194 amino acids.
AUGCCCCCGAAACGGAAAUCUACGGCAAGUGCCGAUGCGCCGCCGGCCAAGAAAGCCGCAGCCAACCAAGACGCAGCUCGCAAAGCCAAGGCCAAGACCGUAAAGGAGCGCAUUGUCUACAUCGUGUCGGUGGCAACGCAGCUUCUCGGACCGUUGACGAUCAAGAAGCGCCUCCUCGCCGAGUUUGGCUUGACCGAGUCCAAGCCGUUUGCGUCCAACUUCAAGAAGGCUUUGAAAGAGCUCAGCGAAGAAGACCGCGACGACUUUGGCAAAAUUGGAGGCAGCUACCACGGUGGCACGUCGUCACCAGUAUACCUGGCCCGCGUAGCCAAGGAAGAGGCCGACGCGGCUCACGCAGCAGAAUUCGCGGCGCACGAAGGUUGCGUCAAGUGUUGCUUCUGCGACCAUUGGUGCUCGGAUGACUGCUUCAUUGACGAAGACUCGGUUGCGCGCGGCGGCGAAUACACAUGCUCCAACUGCCACAAGACAUUUUGGACGUGGAUCUCGGACGGGUACGCGUAUGGUCACCCCAUCGAAUAUCGCUACGGCGACGGCAAGGCCGAUUAUGCGGACCUGAGCGACUAAGAUUUUCGACGGAAUCACCUUUUGUCUUUAUCAUCGCAAAAUACUGGGACGGUAUG